Molecule: messenger RNA, 610 nt
Organism: Ceratina calcarata
Lineage: Eukaryota; Metazoa; Arthropoda; Insecta; Hymenoptera; Apidae
Gene: RpL24
Product: ribosomal protein L24
Exons: 5
Coding region: 106-570 (154 amino acids)
Biological process (GO): cytoplasmic translation
Cellular component (GO): cytosolic large ribosomal subunit
Molecular function (GO): structural constituent of ribosome; mRNA binding
Source: RefSeq, a predicted model, not a curated record
AUCGAAUUUAAUCUCGUUGAUAUUGGCAGUAUGUGAAAUACACUUCACGAGAUUGCAUCAAUCGAAACUCGGCCAUUUUUGUCAAAGCUAUCACACCGAGUAAACAUGAAGAUCGGUCUUUGCGCAUACAGUGGAUAUAAAAUAUAUCCUGGCCAUGGUAAAACCAUGGUUAAAGUGGAUGGAAAAACAUUUACAUUCUUGAACUCAAAAUGUGAAUCUGCACAUUUAAUGAGGCGCAAUCCAAGGAAAGUGACAUGGACAGUAUUAUACAGACGUAAACAUAAAAAGGGACAAGAAGAAGAACAAGCGAAGAAAAGGACGAGACGUACUCAAAAAUUCCAGAGAGCUAUUGUAGGUGCGUCCCUUACAGACAUAUUAGCCAAACGAAACAUGAAACCAGAAAUUCGUAAGGCUCAAAGGGAGCAGGCAAUUAAAGCUGCUAAAGAACAGAAGAAAGCUGCGAAGGCAACAAAGAAGGCAGUUGUUGCACCCAAAGCGAAAGCAUUGCCCAAACACAAAGCAGCGAAGAUAACGCAGAAGGCGGCUCCUCGUGUUGGUGGAAAACGUUAAUUUACGAAACUGUAUAAAUAAAAAGGAACUUUAUAUUUAA